Loa loa (African eye worm) is the source of this 1521-nucleotide messenger RNA. Its product is annotated as tryptophan hydroxylase 1. Lineage: Eukaryota; Metazoa; Nematoda; Chromadorea; Rhabditida; Onchocercidae. Gene Ontology annotation, molecular function: iron ion binding; tyrosine 3-monooxygenase activity. The record is from RefSeq and is a predicted model, not a curated record. Gene Ontology annotation, cellular component: cytoplasm; perikaryon; axon. Bases 1 to 1521 code for a protein of 506 amino acids. Gene Ontology annotation, biological process: dopamine biosynthetic process from tyrosine. The transcript has 12 exons.
AUGUCAAAAUUCGGCAGGCGAGAUAGUUUGGUACGUCAGGCUAGUCUUGAUCGCUUACAGAAUGCUGCAAUAAAACAACAAAAUGUUGAAAAACAUCGGAAAGAAAUUGCGGAAUCACCGGAAUAUGCUCGUAUCCUAAAGGAACUGAAUGAUGAAGGCAUCGAACUGAUUUGGUCAUUUGACGCCGAUGUACCGAUAAGAAUCGCUGUUGUACUGGCCGCCGAAGAAGAUAGCGCUCAGUUUUUAUCAACAAUUUUGAUGGAAUAUGAAAUGAACGGUGUACGUCUCAAACAUCUGGAAAUACGUCCGGAGCAGGAAAGAAAUGGGUCGUACAUGAUGAUGGAUUCAAAAAAAAACUUGAAAGUGAAGUUUGAAAUUUUUACUGAUUGUGAAUGCACGAAAGAUGCAUUCCUGAAGGCAGCAAAAUGUCUAGCAGGUCGAUAUCACAUCCGACGACUAAACAUUUAUAAUAGUACCGAUGGAUCAUUAGAAAAAAUUCCAUGGUUUCCGAAGCAUAUUUCCGAUCUGGAUAAAUGUUAUCACUGUGUGAUAAAGUACGAACCAACAUCUGACCCGCGACAUCCGGGAUACGGUGAUAAAGCUUAUAUUCAACGAAGAGAGCAACUGAACGCCAUCGCCAAAGCUUAUAAAUAUGGCGAGAAGUUGCCGGACAUUGAAUACACUCCGGAAGAGCACAAAACUUGGGAAGUUGUCUUCAACAAGUUGAAAUCACUGCAUCCUUCUCAUACCUGCGUCGAGUAUCAACAGAAUUUCAGACAGAUGGAACUAGAAGGCCUUUUAGAGUCCACUCGAAUACCGAAAUUAUCGCUUAUUGAUAGAUAUUUACAAAGUAGAACCGGAUUUAAACUUCGGCCAUGUGCUGGAUUACUUUCAGCACGUGAUUUCUUGGCUGGUUUAGCAUUUCGUACUUUCCAAACUACUAUAUAUAUUCGACAUCAUGGUUCACCUCAUCAUUCUCCGGAACCGGAUUUAAUUCAUGAAUUUAUUGGACAUUGUCCGAUGUUUGCGGAUCCGCUCAUUGCCCAGUUUUCUCAGCAAAUUGGACUUCUCUCGUUGGGUGCAACUGAUGAACAGAUCGAACAACUUGCUACGGUUUACUGGUUCACAGUUGAAUUCGGUUUGUGUCGUCAAAAUGGUCAACUAAAAGCUAUCGGUGCCGGAUUGCUUUCAUCAUAUGGUGAACUUAUGCAUGCGUGCUCAGAUAAACCACAACAUGAAGUUUUCAAUCCACAACGUGCAGCAUUGCAAAAGUAUGAAGAUUUCGAUUAUCAGCCACUUUAUUUCGUUGCUGAUUCAAUUUUUGAUGCAGUGACUAAACUAAGAGUCUUCGCGCAAAAUUUUCAACGUCCAUUUAUGGUUACCUAUGAUCCAUAUACAGAUUCAGUGGAGGUUAUAAGAGGAAUAGAAGAUCUGAAGGAUGGAUUAAAUCGCUUCAAAGGCGAAUUGUCAUCAUUUACUGAAGCUGUCGAAGUACUAAGCAAAAAUACGGCUAAGAAGUGA